AUGUGGGUAGCAAAGAAACGAGCUCAGGAGACGGAAGAAAGAAAGAAGCGACAGAAGGUAGAGGAGGCAAAGCGAAAGGCAGAGGAAAGCAAAAAGCAGCACAAGGCGGAAGCCGUAAAGGCUUACGAGGCAUGGAGAAGCCAGAAGAGUAGGCAGACGGAACGCAGACGCUCCGUUAUUGAGGUGACUCGGGAGAAAACCGUGGAAGAGUUGAAAAGAAAGUUUGAUAAAGCGGUAGCUGCCCAACUGGCUUUUGAAGCGUGCGGGAAGAUCAUUUCACACGCAUCUUCAACUGUCCUCAACGAAGGGGCUAAGCCAUCUAACGCCAAAUAA
This is a messenger RNA of Echinococcus granulosus, 333 nucleotides long. RefSeq lists its product as hypothetical. The coding region runs from base 1 to 333 and encodes 110 amino acids. The transcript has 3 exons. The record is from RefSeq and is a predicted model, not a curated record. Lineage: Eukaryota; Metazoa; Platyhelminthes; Cestoda; Cyclophyllidea; Taeniidae.